GGAGCCAGCGUGUGUGGAGCUGCAGGCUGAGCUGUUUGGACCGCCGACCCGGCAGAUCAGAGCUCUGCUGGACAAUAUUUAGAGCAGGUUCAGAUCCUUCGAAGAAACUCUCAAUGCAGAGAAAACACACACAUUCAGGCAGAUUCGCUUUUUUAAUACACAGUUAUUUACCAUUGAGACAUUUACUCCCGGCGGAGGGCUUUCUGUGUGCAGCUGUAUGUGCACUGCCAAAAACUUGAGGAAAGAAACAUCUGAAGAACACCUCUCCAACACUUUGUCCUUUCCUGCAGCGGGACUUGGAGAGGGGCACCAUGCCAUUCCUCGGCGCACUGUGUGUGUACUUUCUGAUCAUCCUGAGGCCAGUUAUGACAAACAACAUCACCGAGGACAUAGACGUGUUGGUGUUUCUGCCACAAAAUAACUCCUACCCGUUCUCACACGCAAGGGUCGCACCGGCCAUCCUUUACGCACAGCAGCGGCUGCAGGCGGAGGGGGGGCAGUACUCCGGGAUCCACUUCAACAUCCACUUUGAGAACUCCGACUGUGUGAAUGGGGCUCUGUUCCUGCUGCUGGACAGGUCGUGCGGGCAGAAGCCGGAUCUGAUCUUGGGUCCGGUGUGUGAGUACGAGGCGGCCGCGGUGAUCCGGCUGGCGUCGCACUGGGACAUCCCAGUGAUCUCGGCAGGUGCCCUGGCCGCCGGCUUCAGCAACAAGAACACCGAAUUCUCCCAGCUGACCCGCAUCGCCCCGUCCUACGUAAAGAUGGCAGAGACGUUCACCGCGAUGUUCGAGCACUUCACCUGGAGGAGCGCGCUGCUGCUGUUCGAGGACGACAAGCAGGAGCGCAACUGCUACUUCACCCUGGAGGGGGUCUACCAUCUGAUGGCGGACUUUAACAUCAAAUCAUACGCUGUUUCUAUGGAGGAACGUUUGGACACUGACGACAUCCUCCAAAACAUCCAUGACACUGAAGUGGUGAUCAUGUGCAUGGGGGCGGACCGGAUCAGAGAGGUCAUGCUGGCUGCUCACAGGCGCCGGCUCACCAACGGCAGCUACAUGUUCUUCAAUGUGGAACUCUUCAAUGCCUCCUCUUAUGGAAAUGGCUCGUGGAAGCGUGGAGAUAAAUAUGACAGUGAUGCGAGGCAGGCCUAUGCCUCCCUGAACACUGUGACUCUGCUCAGGACCGUCAAGCCUGAGUUUGAAAAGUUCUCCAUGGAAAUGAAGAAGUCUGUGGAAAAAUCUGGGUUUCAUGACUGCAAAGACUGUGGGAGUGUCAACAUGUUUGUGGAGGGGUUCCAUGAUGCCAUGCUGCUGUAUGCCAUCGCCUUGCAUGAAGCUAUGAAGAAUGGAUACAGUAAGAAGAAUGGAACGGAGAUCACGUCUCACAUGUGGAACAGAACUUUUGAAGGAAUUGCUGGGCAGGUAUCUAUGGAUGUCAAUGGUGACAGAAAUGGUGAUUUCUCUCUGAUGGCGAUGACGAAUGUUGACGCAGGAACAUAUGAGGUGGUUGCCAACUACUUUGGUGAAAAUGGAACUUUCCAGCUGCUGCCUGCAUUCAACUCUGAGCAUUUCACCCUGAGAGGAAGACAUAAAGAACAGCCAGAGAUCCCAGACAAAUCAUGCGGACUAGGAGUAUCAGCUUUGACUGGAGUCAUAGUGGGAGCUGUUCUGGGAACUGCAUUGCUUAUAGCAUUCUACUUUUUCAGAAAAAACUACAGGAUUACUAUUGAGCGUCGCACACACGGUGAAGAGUGUGACACUGGGAAGCACCGUCAGCUACGAGAGGACUCCAUCAGAUCCAACUUCUCAGCAGCGUGAUGCCAGCAGCAGAGAAUCACUCCUGAAUGUGACCAAAGACUUUGCAGUGGUUGUCAGUGGAGCCAUGCUGUUAAAAAUGAGACAUUGUGUGUUUGUAUCCUUUAAUAUUUUUUGACUUAUUGUAACUCAGGACAGUUGUAACAAUCACAAAGCACCACUUACUCGGAUCGUCCUGCAUACAAAAGGUAUAUGAUUGUAUAGAAAGCUUUGGCCAUAAUAUUUUUUAAAGAUUUUUAAAGAAUUUGUUGUUUAAAUAUUCAGAUGGUGUUAGCAUGACUGUGAACGAUUGAGUGUAUCUAACACUACACUUGCAUACAUUAAUGAUGGGGGGAGGUCUGCUUUUGGCUCUCAGGUUGACAGGAAUUGUACAGGCCUCAUGUUUAAGGUUGGACCUAUACUGUAUGGAUAGGAAAUUAGCUACUGAUAUUAAGCUACUGAUAUUAUAAGGUUUUCAGUGUACCAUAACUCCAGCAGCCUCCGUGCAAAUCCUUCCUACCUGAGCACAUUGCUCCUAAAAUCAGAAACACUGGGUCCUAUUUAAUCUCUUCUACUUUUUAAAUGAGCUAAUUUACAGUGUUUUUAAAUGUGUCUAAUAAAUUGAAAUUGCUACCUGUUUAAAAGACUGUGGUGCUACUUUCUGAUAAGGCAUACUUCACAAAGCUUUUUAAAUUGUUAAAUCAUUUACUCGUGCUUUCUAGAUCAGUAAUACAUCAGGAGUAAGAAUGACUUGUGGUCAUUCUGGCAACUUGGUUUUACGUUCGUAGUGUUCCUUGAUCAUGUGACCUGUCUGAUCUUGCUAUGGUUUGCUCACCUGCUCAUGUUUGUUCUGAGAUCUUACCGAUUACCUUCUCCAGUAAAUGUUGCAUAACCAAGAAACCAUAGUAAGUCGUUUGAAAGUCUCUUUUUGAAAGAGCUAGCUAAAAACAUGAAGCCAGUUUUCAAGUGAAAGAGCAUUAACUCAAAUAUACAUACAUUAAUAAAGGAUUAAGCAACACUACCAAAGACAUAAGUUCCAAUUGGUAUUCCCCUAUCAGAAAGAGAAUCUGAAAUCAUAAAUACAUUUCUGCAGUUUGAUGCUCUUUCAAUGAUUUACUUCAACUUUACUGACUGCAUGUAAGAAUCAUUUCAGUCUGCAUUAAGUGACCUAUAGCUCAGUCUGUCUUUACAUUACUCAUGCAGGACUUAGGGGAGUUUUUUAUACACGCAAAAUAAAGAACUUGCUGGUUCAGUUUGUGUGUUGGGGAAAUAAGCUGAUUUAUUUAAUACAGCUUAAAAAAACAUUUCUAUUCAGGAGGACCACAUUCACUUGCUUUAUUUUAUAGCUCUGUAUAUUAUAUGAUAACUUUUAGUAUCUGAUAGGGUAUAAUGUAUUUAAAUUAUUUUUGUUAUUUAACAUAAACAUUUAAAAAAGUGUAUAUCUCGAUAUUGUGCAAGUAGAUAUGUUAAUAAACAUCAUUUGGUUUCUA
This is a messenger RNA of Trematomus bernacchii (emerald rockcod), 3283 nucleotides long. RefSeq names its product natriuretic peptide receptor 3 (gene npr3). Gene Ontology annotation, molecular function: natriuretic peptide receptor activity; peptide hormone binding. The transcript is spliced from 8 exons. Gene Ontology annotation, cellular component: membrane. Lineage: Eukaryota; Metazoa; Chordata; Actinopteri; Perciformes; Nototheniidae. Gene Ontology annotation, biological process: regulation of blood pressure; vasodilation. The record is from RefSeq and is a predicted model, not a curated record. The coding region runs from base 312 to 1817 and encodes 501 amino acids.